Messenger RNA from Asterias rubens (European starfish), 905 nucleotides. RefSeq names its product PDZ and LIM domain protein 1-like. The transcript has 5 exons. Lineage: Eukaryota; Metazoa; Echinodermata; Asteroidea; Forcipulatida; Asteriidae. Bases 106 to 516 code for a protein of 136 amino acids. The record is from RefSeq and is a predicted model, not a curated record.
UUGACGUACAGCAGUUUAGCAGACGAUAAUCACAGUGGACCACAGAAGACAGCGGUCUUGAAACUUCUUCAUCACAUCUUGAACUGGGAAUUUACUUUUGACACUAUGGCGAGCUUGCAGGGUGUAGAUCAGGAGUUUCUUCCGCCUGUGGACAAACCGACGGUAGACCAGCAAGACAUCGCUGAUACCGGAGAGGGCCUUCUUUCAAAUAGGUUUACCGUUUCAGAAUCCUUCCGGAAACUGGAGACAGGGGAAGCUCCAUCAGUUUUCAGCGGUGCGCAGACGGGCCGAGAGACAGUCUUCAAAAACAAAGCCCCACCCAAAGAAGAACUGCCCUACGACCCCACCACGUGUUACAUCUGUGGAGCAAAGCUCAAGGGGAAAUUCUCCAGAGUACAGAAGAAAAACGUUCACUUCGACUGCUUUAACUGCUCCGUAUGUGGAGACAACUUGAGAAACAUGGGUCACUUCGAGAAGGAUGGCAAGUUCUAUUGUCGAAACGAUCGCCCUUAUUAAAUCGACACGGCGUGUGCUGAUAUUCAUUAAUAUAAUUCAAGAUUUUUAAUGUAAAUCACAAGGAGAAACUUCGGCGACUGAAUCCAAUAAUAGUGAGGUUUCGCAUGCUGUAACGGAUACGGUUAGUGCGACGGAUACGUCAUCAUUAUGACGUCCAUUGUGCUACUCGCUAUCCGCUAUACGUGCAGACGACACUGGUAUCGUGCUUGCUACACGUAUAGUAGGCUACGGAUAGCUAAACGUAUAUGCGUAUGCGUAUCCGUUUGCGUGCGAAACCAUCCGAACAGUAUUCGGCAUGAAUUAUAAACUCGCCAGCAAGUUGGAGUGAAAGGUCAAGUGUAUCUAUAAGAUCUGUGGGCCCAAUUUCACAAAGCCAGAAAACUUAAUGA